ACUAGUGGUCAGGAAAGGGACUACUACCAACUAGUGCUACAUCUCAACUCUUAGCUUCCGUCACCACAAUACCACAAUAUUCAAACCGCAGAUAAUGGACGCAUGGACCAACAUACUUUUAUUCGAUGUUUGCAACAGCAGAUAAAAAAAAAAAAAAAAAGCAAUAUCAUUCUCCUCUCCCAGAAUAUUGAAUUUUACCAUCAGAAAGCGAAAGAAAUGGCCAAAAAUAAAACCCUGGCUCUGACUCUUGAAAGAGCCAUCUAUGCUGAAGAAUAUUAUUAUGCAUCGAGCGAGAAGAGCACCGGGACGUUAAUCUAUGCAUGCACCUGCCCUUAUGCACCUGAACUACUUGGCAGUUGCUAUCAGGGGUUCGAAAGGCUUUUCUGCGUUCUUUUAAGUACAGUACUCCAAUACAACGCUCUCAAUCAGAUCACCGACCAGGUCUCAGCCGCCAUUCGAUCCGUCAACGGAAAGGACGAUAUUGACCAGGCGCUGUUAGACAAAGAGUGCAGCAAACGAUACGCCGCCGCUUAUGUUUCGGGUUUGUUAAAGCGCAUGGAGGUGUCUGCUACCUUCGCUUUGAUGAUACGAACCCCACGAUAGAAAAGGAAUCGUCCUUGAAGUUGAUUAUGGGCAUGGUCAAAUAGUUGGGAUUCACGCCAACAGAGGCCACGUACUCGUCCACGCGCUUUCAGUGUCUUCAUAAGCCCGUGCAGUAGGAGUCGGAUCGUCUGAACGUCGCGCGCAUGGUACUGUCGAAACAUAGGAUCGUAGAGCUGAUCUGCCGUGGUCAUGUCAUGGACCUGAACGAUCUGGGAUGUACACGCUUCAGGCUAUGCAUCCGAGAGGUG
Molecule: messenger RNA, 851 nt
Organism: Gamsiella multidivaricata
Lineage: Eukaryota; Fungi; Mortierellomycota; Mortierellomycetes; Mortierellales; Mortierellaceae
Exons: 1
Coding region: 103-603 (166 amino acids)
Biological process (GO): tRNA aminoacylation for protein translation
Cellular component (GO): cytoplasm
Molecular function (GO): ATP binding; aminoacyl-tRNA ligase activity
Source: RefSeq, a predicted model, not a curated record